Messenger RNA from Argiope bruennichi, 1205 nucleotides. RefSeq names its product PRELI domain-containing protein 1, mitochondrial-like (gene prel). Gene Ontology annotation, cellular component: mitochondrial intermembrane space. The transcript has a single exon. Gene Ontology annotation, biological process: phospholipid transport. Bases 245 to 850 code for a protein of 201 amino acids. Lineage: Eukaryota; Metazoa; Arthropoda; Arachnida; Araneae; Araneidae. The record is from RefSeq and is a predicted model, not a curated record. Gene Ontology annotation, molecular function: phosphatidic acid transfer activity.
UUUCGUCAUUACUUUUUCUUCCUUUCCAGGAUUUUCUGGUUUCACUCGAGUAAUAACCGGUCACCGGUAAAUAAGGUCAGUUUUCACGUGCGAUUUAUCACGUUGUAAAUUUUCUGUUGUGGAUACUCUAUCGGAUAUAGUUUGCCUUCAAAAUGCUCUUCCUGUAACUUUAUCUUUGUAAAUUAAUCAUUCGCUCGUGAAUUGUGAAGGCCAAAAGUCCAUCUAGUCUUAUUCUACUGCUGCAAUGAAAUUCUUUGAAGGUGCAGAUGUGUUUCCAUACACAUGGCUACAAAUAGCGGAUAUAUUUUGGGUCCGCUAUCCAAAUCCAUACAGCAAGCAUGUUCGAACUGAAGAUGUUUUGUUUCGGCAGGUGGAAAAUGGAGUGCUACAUACGAAAAGGCUUCUGACCAAAACUGUCAGGUUUUCUACCUUUGGUUAUAACAUUUCUAUUAAAAAUGAACCAAUCAUAGAAGAAUCAUUUAUUGACCCUAAAAAACAAACAAUUCGUACUUACACUUGGAACGUCGGUACAUCUAUUGCUCAAAUCAAGGAAGAAUGUUUUUAUAGAAAGAAAGAAGAAUAUAAUACUGUUGUCGAAAGGAAAGCUUGGAUUGAAAGAACGAAACUUUACCUCCCAAGUAUAAUUGAAUCAUACAUGAUCAGAAGAUUCCAAAAGAAUGUCCAGAAAACCUGCAAAGGAUUAGAAUAUGUUCUUGCCAACAGGUUUCCAUCAACGGCUCAUGUGGAGAUCAAAUCUUCAUCAUUCUUAGAUAAAGAUAAAAUUCGUGAAAAAGCAAAGAAAGCUAAAGAAAUGGCAACACCAAAAACAGUUCCUAUAAUUGUUGCUUAAGAUAUAACAAAAUAUUUGGCGAAUUUUCGUUGUUGAAUUUUUGUUCAUUCUUGCUCUAUUUCAUAAUUUGACUUUAAUUAACCUAAGCUAUUCAAUCUGUUUUACUUGUUUCAUGUUCUUUUUAAUCAUUCACUAUGCAUGCAGACUUGUGUAUAAUGUAUCCAAUUUGUUACAUACAGCUAAAAUGAAGGAAAAUUAUUAUAUUUAACUAAUUUUGAUACUAUAUUUAAUGUGUUCAAAGAUUUAUACAAGAAAUAAUUAUAAAUUUAUUAUAAUAUUAAAAAUGAAAUAUAAAAAUUAAACAAAACCCAAAUUUAUUCACGAAAAAAUGACUAAAAUUGGCUAUAACCUUUAC